AAACCAUUCUCCUUGUGGCCGCCUAAGACAAGCCUUGUGAGAAUUCAAACUACAAUGGCAGCCCGAUACCUCAGUGAACCAGGGACCAGGCACGGGUUUGGAAACCAAAAGCGCAGAGAUUCACAGCUGAGACUUGUCUUACUGGGUAAGACUGGGGCAGGAAAAAGUGCAACAGGAAACAGCAUCCUCGGAAAGAAAGUGUUUCCUUUCGGCCUUUUAGCAGUAUCCAUCACCAAGUCCUGUAAGAAAGGAAACAGCACCUGGAAGGGGAGAAAACUUAUCGUUGUGGAUACGCCUGGCGUGUUUGACACCGAGGUACCGAAUGCUGACACUCUCAGGGAGAUUGCUCGCUGCAUGGUCCUGACCUCCCCAGGGCCUCACGCUCUGCUCCUGGUCAUCCCACUGGGCCGUUACACACCAGAAGACCACAGAGCCACAGAAACGAUCCUGAAAAUGUUUGGAGAGAGAGCUAGGAGACACAUGAUUCUCUUAUUCACCCGGAAAGAUGACUUGGAAGGCACCGAUUUCCAUGAUUACUUAAAGCAGGCUCCAAAAGUCAUUCAAGAGCUGAUGGGCAAGUUCAGAGAUCGCUACUGUCUGUUCAACAACAGGGCGACAGGAGCUGAGCAGGAGGCCCAGAGGGAGCAGCUGCUGGCCCUGGUCCAGUGCGUGGUUGAGGAGUGCAAAGGAAAAUGCUUCACGAAUGACAUGUAUCAAAAGGCAGAGAACGAGAUCCAGAGACAGGUCCAAGUGAUACAAGAAAAUUACAGAGCAGAGUUAGAGAGAGAGAAAGCACAGAUAAGACAGGAGUAUGAAGAAAAAAUCAGAUUCCUGGAGGAUGAACUAGAAAAGCAAAAGCAAAUGGAGCAAAUGAGGAUGAAAUUGGCACAAAAGGAGGAUCUCUAUGUUUCAAGGCAGCAAAACGCCAGAGAUGAAGUUGAGAAUCAGAAUGACAUAGUUGAAAUCAUCUUAGGCCUGUUGAAGAUUGCUUCCUUUGUUUUCUCUUUGUUUCAUGACUAAUCACUAAGAUUAAAUGUGAUGAAAAUGUGUCUAUGACAAAGGAGGCAAGGAUAUAUAAUGGAGAAAAGACAGCCUCUUCAAUAAGUGGUGCUGGAAAAACUGGACAGCUACAUGUCAAAGAAUGAAAUUAGAAGACUCCCUAACACCAUACACAAAAAUAAAGUCAAAAUGGAUUAAAGAGCUAAAUGUAAGGCCAGACACUAUGAAACUCUUAGAGGAAAAAUGAGGAUGGAAUUGGCAGAAAAGGAGGCUCUCUAUGUUUCAAGGCAGCAAAAUGCCAGAGUUGAAGCUGAGAAUCAGAAUGGGAUACUUGAAUUCAUCUUCAGCAUGUUGAAUGUUGCUUCCCAUGUUUUCUCUCUGUUUAAGGAUUAAACGUUCAGAUUAAACUUCAUGAAAACAUGUCUAUACUUCCUGCAUAUUUUCAGGUGGCCCUGCCCCAUAUAAGUCAGAGUAUUCUCAUUUUUCUGUCUCUCAGGACUAAGAAAAGUUCACUGUUGGCAAUUGGUAUAAGUUUGAUUGGUUUAACAGGGGAGGGGCAAAUUCUCAAUUUGUGAAACUCCAGAGCAGAAUGUAUUGAUGCUCCCUAUCUUGUGAAUGCUUUCUCAGAGACACAGAGAAAAGGAAUGCAGGAGACCAAGAAGAUGAC
Messenger RNA from Hippopotamus amphibius kiboko, 1666 nucleotides. RefSeq names its product GTPase, IMAP family member 4 (gene GIMAP4). The record is from RefSeq and is a predicted model, not a curated record. Lineage: Eukaryota; Metazoa; Chordata; Mammalia; Artiodactyla; Hippopotamidae. Gene Ontology annotation, molecular function: GTP binding. The coding region runs from base 55 to 1020 and encodes 321 amino acids. The transcript is spliced from 3 exons.